AUGACGUUUGGGUUUUCAAAAUCUUGCUUUUUUACUUUCACUUUCUUUUUUCCUUUAUUUCUUUUUUUUUCAUUUUUUUCCCUUUAUCCUCAUCAUUUUUCAAGAAAAUCUUCUUUCCUAUAUAUUUUUUUAUUUUUUCUCAUUUUCUUCAUUUUUUCAAAAUUUUUCCUUUUUUCAUUUGAUUUCUUUGUUUCUUUUUCUGUUUUUUUUUAUUUCCUUACUUUCUUUCCCUUAGGAAUUUUAUUUUUAUUUUUUUUAUUUCCUCAUCACUUUUCAAAUGUUUUCUUUCUUUCUUUAUUUUUCUUUCUUUCUUUCUUUCUUUCUUUCUUGCUUGCUUUUGUCUUUCCCAUUUUCUUUUCUUUCUUUUCCCUUCCUAUUCAUCAUUUUCAGGCAAAUUUUCUUUAUUUUUUCUUUUUUUUAUUUUCUGCUUUCUUUUUUUUUCUUUACUUUUCUUCUUCAUUUUCUUUCAAUUUUUUCCUGAUUUUUAUUUAUGUGCGGCCUCACAUCAUAACUACAUUUUCCUUCAUUCAUAAGCUUGAGUGCUUACUUCGUUCUUUCAUGUCACCAACUUUUGAGUUUGGUUUGAUCUCAAGCAGAUUAUAA
This is a messenger RNA of Acanthosepion pharaonis, 603 nucleotides long. Lineage: Eukaryota; Metazoa; Mollusca; Cephalopoda; Sepiida; Sepiidae. The record is from the annotation of a GenBank genome assembly.